Frankliniella occidentalis (western flower thrips) is the source of this 1207-nucleotide messenger RNA. It is a transcript of the gene Snx21, whose product is annotated as sorting nexin-21. The transcript is spliced from 6 exons. Gene Ontology annotation, biological process: protein transport. Lineage: Eukaryota; Metazoa; Arthropoda; Insecta; Thysanoptera; Thripidae. The coding region runs from base 228 to 1190 and encodes 320 amino acids. The record is from RefSeq and is a predicted model, not a curated record. Gene Ontology annotation, molecular function: phosphatidylinositol phosphate binding. Gene Ontology annotation, cellular component: early endosome membrane.
AGCAUUUCGGAGUUCCCUAGUUUUAUUAGUUUUAUAGGCUCGGAGGCUCAGAAGGCUUCGGCUUCGUACUUCGUAAACAAAAGUCAACAAAGGACACCAAUUACAGUUCAUUGGAUACUUGCAUCAAAAAAUCAGAUAUUUGGAGUACACUUUUCUCAUUUCUUUGAAUGUGUAUGAUAGCGGACUGCGGUGUAUGAUUCAUUCCAAAAUAUCUACUUUGAUUCAUCAUGAGUCAUGACUCAGAACAGCUCCAUGAUGAACCAGACCAAUGGCCACAUGGGACGUUAAGCUUCACAAAGCUACCAGAAGAGUGGAGUCGCACUGGUGAACACAUCCAAACUUGGAAGAAAAUGCCCCUCCCAGAAAAGCCAAUUAAUGGAACAUUAAAUAGUACUACAGCUGUCAAUGGAGAUCAUCUCUUUGGGUAUGGAACUGUGAAGUUUGAGAUUGUAUCAGUUCGCAUUGUUCGUAUUGAAGCUGGACAAAAGAAGCAUGUGGCUUACACAAUAAGUAUUAGGAAAGACGGUGAAACACCUGAUCCACAUCCAGCAGUGAUUGAACGUCGUUAUUCUGACUUUUUGGACCUCUUUCUUGCUCUGAGAAAAGAAUUUCCAACACUUAUGUCGAAUGUUUCAUUCCCCAGAAAGGUAUUAAUUGGUAACUUUGGUCCUGUUGUUAUUGAAUCUCGUCAAAAGGGAUUUGAAAUGCUACUUAAGCAUACAACCAAAAAUGAAAAGUUAAGUCAGUCUGCAAACUUAGCUGCAUUCUUACAAAAUGCUGAACAACAAGAAGCACAAGCUUGGAUGAUUCAGCAACGAUAUGAUUUGGCCAUACCUUUGCUGGAGAAUGCUUUCAGACUCCUCAACAAACUGUACACAGACCGACAUCCAUAUGUUAUUAUUGCCCUCUGUCGAUUAGUGGCAUGCUGUGUAGCCGACACCAAAGAAUCUCAUUUGGGAGGACGUGCUGAGAAAUUUGCUGAGUUAGCUCUACGUCGCUUUGAAGCUGUAAGUGAUGCAGACCUUCUCAAGUACUACAUUCCAUUGCUGCAACUUUGUGUACACCUUUGGUGGACCUUAGGGAAAGAUAAGCAACCUUUGACAAAUAGACUUGAAGAUCUUAAGCUGCGUGGUAUUCAAGUUGAUGGUCUACCAACACUUCUUGAAGCCAUGCUUGAAAUCAAAGUCUAACAUCAUUUCUAGAAAAA